Messenger RNA from Wallemia ichthyophaga EXF-994, 1617 nucleotides. Its product is annotated as Sphingosine-1-phosphate lyase. Gene Ontology annotation, cellular component: endoplasmic reticulum. The transcript has 7 exons. NCBI's taxonomy places the organism in Eukaryota, Fungi, Basidiomycota, Wallemiomycetes, Wallemiales, Wallemiaceae. The coding region runs from base 1 to 1617 and encodes 538 amino acids. Gene Ontology annotation, molecular function: sphinganine-1-phosphate aldolase activity; pyridoxal phosphate binding. Gene Ontology annotation, biological process: sphingolipid catabolic process; carboxylic acid metabolic process. The record is from RefSeq and is a predicted model, not a curated record.
AUGAAUCUUCUGGAGAAUAAUAAAAAUUUAUUCAAAGACAUCUUUAUAGGCGCUGUGCUGUUUAGUUAUUUGAGUAAAGCUGCCAGGGAAAUCUAUAUCUACGGUGUGGCUCACUCGAUUAGAAGCGUCUUCAAGGGAUUUUCAAGGAGGGCGCUGCUUCUACUUACUAGCCUACCUUGGACAAAAAAGCAGAUUGAUGACGAGCUCAAUAGCGCGCUGAGUGAUUUGGAUAGCAAAAUGGUUAUCAGGGAUCCUUCUCUGCCCACCCACCACAAACUCCCAACAAUUGGCCACGAUAAGCACUCCGUACACCACCAGCUAUCCUCUCUCGCCAAUAUUCCUCACUCUCGCUGGGAAGACGGCCGUGUUUCUGGCGCUGUCUACUAUGGCGACAGCGGCGACAUCAACGACGUCAUCAUCGAAGCCUUUUCUCGCUUCUCCGUAUCAAAUCCUCUCCACCCAGACGUAUUCCCUGGCAUCAGAGCAAUGGAAGCUCAAGUUGUUAGUAUGGUCUUGAAUAUGUACAACGCCCCCCAAGAUGCCGCCGGUACAACCACUUCUGGCGGUACUGAAUCUAUUCUCCUUGCUUGUCUCGCUUAUCGCAACUGGUCACGCCAGACCCAAGGCGUUAGCCACCCCGAAAUGGUCGUCCCCGAAACCGCACAUGCUGCAUUCAGCAAGGCGUCCUUCUACUUCGGCAUCACUCUCCGCCGCGUCCCCGUUGACCCACACACUCGUAAAGCCAGUCUGAAGCAUGUCAAGCGGGCCAUUAAUGGUAACACAUGCAUGCUCGUUGCCUCUGCCCCCAAUUUCCCUGACGGGAACGUCGACGACAUAGUCGAGAUGGGCGCACUUGCGAAGCGCUACAAAGUCGGUCUGCAUGUCGACUGCUGUCUCGGCAGCUUCAUCAUGCCCUUCCUUCAAAGCGCCGGGUUUGCCACAACGCCUUUUGAUUUCCGCGUUAAUGGCGUGACGUCCAUUUCCUGCGACACGCACAAAUACGGUUUCGCUCCAAAGGGCUCUUCUGUUAUCAUGUACGCCAACAAGACAUGGCGCUCUUUCCAGUACUACUCGCAGCCAGACUGGACGGGCGGGGUGUACGCGUCGCCUACGCUAGCAGGAUCGCGUCCUGGUGCACUCAUAGCAGGCACGUGGGCGGUGCUCACCCAUGUCGGCGUGGACGGGUAUGUGCGUUCGUGUGGCGAGAUAGUGCGCGCGCGCCAGCGUAUCCAGCGUGCUAUUGAAACCGACUACCAAGCUGACCUCGCCGUCAUGGGACAGCCGCUUGGCUCAGUCGUCGCUUUCACAUCUGUUAACCCCGCACUGAAUAUUUAUACAGUCGGUGAUCUCCUGCAUGAGAAGGGAUUCUCGCUUAAUGCCGUGGCCAAUCCGCCCGCACUGCAUAUCGCUUGCACUCGCCCCACUGUGGCGGCAGUUGACGAUAUACUUUCCUCCCUCAGAUGGGCUGUCGACCAGGCUAAGAGUCGCACGUUUGGCAAAGAGGAUGAGGGCUCUAUGGUGGCUUUGUACGGCGUAGGAAGCUCUACCGCUAUCGGACCCGACCUCGUCGAUUAUCUCGCAAGAGGCUUCCUCGAUACUAUGUAUGUGGUAUCGUAA